Molecule: messenger RNA, 3603 nt
Organism: Hylaeus anthracinus
Lineage: Eukaryota; Metazoa; Arthropoda; Insecta; Hymenoptera; Colletidae
Gene: bma
Product: SCY1-like protein 2
Exons: 18
Coding region: 494-3016 (840 amino acids)
Biological process (GO): protein phosphorylation
Molecular function (GO): ATP binding; protein kinase activity
Source: RefSeq, a predicted model, not a curated record
AAAGAUGGGGUUGCAUUUGGAGGGUCAUACUCCCCUGAAACGGCAAGAAUUAUCGGAACAGGACCCGAGAAAAUCCCAGGAGGAGAGUAAGCAGCGAUGGUUGUCGAGAGGACAGAGGACAGAGAGGACACGUCGCAAUUUGUAUAGACGGUAGAUUCGGUUUGGUUCGGUGCGGUUCGGUUCGGUGCGGUGCGGUUCGGUGCGGUGCGGUGCGGUGCGGUGCGGUUGCCGUGUUGUAAUCGUGCAUCAAUUCACGUUCGGCCGUUCCUUUGGAUUUCUCGCGCGUUCCUGAACGGCGCGCGCGUUCUCCGAGCUACCGCAGACUAUCCUUGGCGCACACAACCCUUCUUUCGGGUUGUUCGUGCUGCAUAUAGUGCUGCUUUUACGCGAGAGGUAUACGAUCCGCGUUAUCGUCCGCAACAGGUGUGCUCAGCGAAUAGCUUAAAAGCGAUCGUAGAAAGAGGAAAGGAACGAUAAUCGAGAUUUUCUCGUUAUGUUUGCCAAGUCGAAACGGAGCAACGAAAUACCGAAUGUUCUACUGACGGAUCCGUUGCAAAAUUUAUACGACGUGGGAAAACAGUCGGCCACAGCUGGUCCGGAGAACGCGUGGCGUAUAUACGAUGGACGCAGGAAAGCGGACGGAAAGGAAAUAUCGAUAUUUUUAUUCGACAAAAGAUCGGUCGAAAAGCCUAAUAAACUUAAGCGUAAAAAAGUAAGCGUGACGGACAUUUUAAGAUAUGGACUACAACAACUGGAAAGUUUCCCUCAUCCAAAAAUCCUUCAGGUAUACAAAGUAAACGAAUACAUGAGUACUUUGGCUUUCGCUUCGGAGCCAGUGUUGGCAAGUCUUGCCAAUGUUUUGGCCUAUCAAGAGCAGCAGCAACACAUAAAUGCUCAAACGAGACAAAUUUCUUCGAGCAGCAGUCGUGCCGCCUACGCGAAAGAUUACAAUUUGUUAGAUAUCGAGAUCAAGUAUGGUCUAUUGCAGAUUACCGAGGCCCUGCUAUUUCUGCACGGAGUUUCAAAAAUUCUCCAUAGAAAUGUUUGCCCUGCAAGUAUUAUAAUCACCAAGACCGGUACAUGGAAGUUGGCCGGCUUUGAAUUUUUUGAAAAAUUCGGCGAUGGUUUUAUAUCAUUGCAACCAUGGAGCAGUAACGUGCCAAAAAUGGCACAGCCGAAUCUCGACUAUAUAGCUCCCGAGAUUCAGCAAAAGAAGGUGGGAAGCGUUUACAGCGACAUGUACAGUUUCGGCAUGACUAUAUGCGCGAUUUUCAACCAGGGACGGCCGCUUGUCCAAGCAAAUAACAGUUGUUCAGAGUAUCUGAAGCAAAUUGAGCAGCUCAAGGAAAAAGUCGCCGCGAUAUUGCCCGUAAUUCCGCUUCCUCUACAGGACGCCGUUACGCAUCUAUUGGACGUCGAUCCAGAUAAUCGGCCUAUAGCGCAGGUUUUAUCGAUGAUUAAAUAUUUUCAAGACCCUCCGGUCCACGCACUACAAUUUCUCGACAUAAGUAAGAUGAAAGACGUGGUUCAAAAAGAGCAUUUCUACACAACUACCCUAAUGGAAAUCUUGCCCUAUACCCCAAAGAAAUUGUGGUAUCAACAUAUUUGGACGUAUUUACAAAACGAAUUGGAAGGACAAGAAGUCCAAUCCGCGGUACUACAACCUGUGCUGUACAUCGUCCAGAACAGUACUCAAGAGGAGUACGAUCGGAUCUUAUUUCCAACGUUGCGGUUACUUUUGGCGAAUCGCAAAACGAUUCAAGGAACGGUAACGCUGUUGGAAAAAUUGCAUUUGAUAUUGAAUAAAACUCCUCGAGAAUACGUGCAGAAGGAAGUAUUACCAAUGUUGUAUACGUCUUUUGAGAAUUCAACAAUUCAGGUGCAGACAGCGGCGUUCGUAGCUGUGUCGAAUGUGACUCAGUACAUAGAGGACGACGCAAUUCGAAAUAUAAUACUGCCGAAAUUAGUUGUAGCCUUUCAGAAAAGUACCAUAGAUUGUCUGACACUUUUGAACGUGAUUCCUUGCAUUUUAAGUCGCUUGGAAAAGCAAAAAGUCAUAGAUUGCAUUUUACCGAUAUUGUUUAACGUGAAGUUACAAGAUCCUGAGGUGAUUGUACAGGUUGUAAAAAUUUACAGAUUAAUGUUAACCGAUAAAAAGUAUGGGCUAUCGGUGAGUUGGAUGGCAACUCGGGCAAUGCCGAGUUUGUUACCUCAAACAAUCAACCUUGCGUUAAAUCUCGAGCAAUUCGAGUUGCUGUUGAAAGUGUUGCAGGAUAUGCUUUGUCUUAUAGAGAGACAUCAAAGAACUCACUUGACUUUAGAUAAUUUGGAAAGACAUCAUCAUCGCAACUUGCGACAUCAAUAUAGUACGGAUAACGUACACGUGCCGCCUUUUAAUAUACCGAAUCUACGCAUAGAACAGCGUAAAACCUCUUCCGCCGAAGAUAUGGCCAGGAAGAGUAGUAUCGAUUCCAUAUCGAUGACAGCUUCGGCCGAGAAUAUGGCGAGAAAGAAUUCGAUAAGUGGCAUGUUUUGGUGGUCUUCGUCGAACAACGACAGUAACUUUCUCCGAGUAGCCAAUGUUUUUCCAAACAGACGUCUAUCGGACAAUACUCUGAUGGCACCGAAAAUACGAGUAGCACCGUCGUGUGCAAGUUCGCCUGGUGGCACACCGGCUGGAACCUUGGCGUUCCGGCGUCACUCGAGUACCGGUUCUCAAGAUCGUCGGGGAUCGAGUAUAAAUUUAUCUCCUCCCACGGGUGGUGGCAUGCCGAUCACCAGCAGCAGCGUUCCACAUUUGCUCAAUUCAAGUAUGAACAGUAUACGAAGCUCGAGACGUCCAUCCGUCUCCUCGACGUCCUCCCAGCAGGGCGCCGGGCUGCUUCAACAGGUCGGAACAUUCGGAACGAGCAUGGUAAGACAACAACCCCCAAUCUGCCUCAACCUCAAUGGACCACCAUUACAACCACCAACACUUUGUCCAUUACUCCAGCUACCGGGACAGCCUUCCCACUGACCCUUCGUUAAAGUUACCAGUUUCUUAGACGUUAACGUGACCAGUUCGACGCCACUAAAACUUGAUCCGAAAUGACGGCGUAUUUGUGAUAAUACUCGAAGAAAGCGACAAACGAAGAAACGAACAAGGAAGGAAAAUACAAACUAGGACAAUCCGUGUUUCCCGAGAGAGCACACGUAGCCUAAACAUUCAUCGAUGAGAAUGUUUCCCAACGAACAACACUUUUAUAUUCUUCGUUGGAGAUCGAAGGUUUCUAGACAUUAUAAAAUGGCCUAAUCUCGAUCGUAGCUCGUAUCAUUUCUACGUAUCGACCACCGCUCUUCUAUUCUAUCGUACCAAGUAUAUACGAGAGAGUAGAGGCGUAUCGUCCGCGUACUUCUAUACGCAUCGAAAGUAUCGUUACAUUACGUCCUUCCUAUGCACACUUUCAAGUAAUCGUAGCCUAAUCAAAGAUGAGGUUGGAUCGGCGAGAACCUUUUCUUCUUUUUUCUGUUUCUGCGAUAGUUUAUUCGCAAUCUCAGAACUUUAUGUCAAUUGUUGUGUACUACAAAUGUUGCGUAAAAAAAAAAAAAAAAAAAAAAAAAUAA